GGCCCGCCCGUCGGCCGCGCCGCGUCAUGUCAGGCGCUGCUCGGCGCUAGUGCCCGGGCUGCCGUCGCCCGCCCGCCCGAAGCCGCGCCCACUGUCCAGAGCCAGAGGGAUGGUGGUAGUCACGGGGCGGGAGCCAGACAGCCGUCGUCCAGACGGUGCCAUGUCCAGCUCCGACGCUGAAGACGACUUUCUGGAGCCGGCCACCCCGACGGCCACGCAGGCGGGGCACGCGCUGCCCCUGCUGCCCCAGGAGUUUCCUGAGGUUGUCCCCCUUAACAUUGGAGGGGCUCACUUCACCACACGCCUGUCUACCCUGCGGCGCUAUGAAGACACCAUGCUGGCGGCCAUGUUCAGCGGGCGGCAUUACAUCCCCACAGACGCCGAGGGCCGGUACUUCAUUGACCGGGAUGGCACCCACUUUGGAGAUGUGCUGAAUUUCCUGCGCUCAGGGGACCUGCCGCCCCGGGAGCGUGUACGGGCUGUGUAUAAAGAGGCCCAGUACUAUGCCAUCGGUCCCCUCCUGGAGCAGCUAGAGAACAUGCAGCCUCUGAAGGGGGAGAAAGUGCGCCAGGCAUUUCUGGGACUCAUGCCCUAUUACAAAGACCAUCUGGAGCGGAUUGUGGAGAUUGCCCGGCUGCGUGCGGUACAGCGGAAGGCCCGCUUUGCCAAGCUCAAGGUCUGUGUCUUCAAGGAGGAGAUGCCCAUCACCCCCUACGAGUGUCCUCUUCUCAACUCCCUGCGCUUCGAGCGGAGCGAGAGCGAUGGGCAGCUCUUUGAGCACCAUUGCGAAGUGGAUGUGUCUUUUGGGCCCUGGGAGGCUGUGGCUGAUGUUUAUGACCUACUGCACUGCCUGGUCACGGACCUCUCAGCCCAGGGCCUCAUCGUGGACCACCAGUGCAUCGGGGUGUGUGACAAGCACCUCAUCAACCACUACUACUGCAAGCGCCCCAUCUAUGAGUUCAAGAUCACAUGGUGAGAGAGAAAAGGAUCCACAAGGUUUUGCUCCCACUGCAUUUUUUUCUUGCUCCAUCUGCAGACUAGGGCAGUUAAGCAGGCUAUGGACAUGCAUCUCCUAAAGGAAGAGCUAUGCAGCACCAGCAAUUGGAACAUAAUAUUUCUGUGCUGCAUUAAGGGCUUCUCCCU
Molecule: messenger RNA, 1143 nt
Organism: Odobenus rosmarus divergens (Pacific walrus)
Lineage: Eukaryota; Metazoa; Chordata; Mammalia; Carnivora; Odobenidae
Gene: KCTD7
Product: potassium channel tetramerisation domain containing 7
Exons: 5
Coding region: 110-976 (288 amino acids)
Biological process (GO): protein homooligomerization
Molecular function (GO): protein binding
Source: RefSeq, a predicted model, not a curated record